This is a messenger RNA of Symbiodinium necroappetens, 534 nucleotides long. The record is from the annotation of a GenBank genome assembly. Lineage: Eukaryota; Dinophyceae; Suessiales; Symbiodiniaceae.
AUGCGCUGCGCGGCAGACCUUCCCGAGAUCAACCCAUGGUGCUAUGUAAGGCGACCCAAGACCGUGGCGCGCACUCUGCUGCCGCCGAGCAGUCUCUUCCCCCCUGGCCGAUCCGAUGUGAUGCUGUGCUUUGCUCUCAAGGCCUUGAUUUUCGGUCUCUUGGGCAGCCUCCUGGCGACGACGCUCCGGAAGACUUUGAUGGGCUUAAAGCAGGCUCAGGACGCUCUGAGCAUAUUGAAUGCAAUUCUGAUGCGAUGGAACGGCGACCGCAGCGUGUCCAUUGCCCACAUACACACCUGGACCCGGGUUCGCGAGUCGAUUCUCCGCAAUGACGUGAAAAACAUCUUGGACCGCUACGAGAAUGUCGUAGUCAUGUACACAUGCUUCGCGCUGUACUUUGUCACGGAUGCCAGCAUCCAGAUCGUCAUCCGAAACCGCCCUCCCAGCCUCAGUGCCGGCUACAUCGUGCUUCUCUUCAUCGGCUUCUCUUUGGUUUGUCUACGCCAGGCUUGCAAGAUUUCGGGGUCCCCCUAG